AUGACCUCGUUGCCCUGCCCCCUCCUUGGUCGGGAUGCCUCCAAAGCCAUCUUCCCGGACCUCGCCCCCGCCCCGUCGGUAGUGGCUGCCUACCCGCUUGGCCUGUCCUCAGCAACCGCAGCCGCCCCCGAUUUGUCCUACUCAGGGCCGUAUGGCCAUCUCCUAUCCUACCCCUACACUGGCCCAGCGACCCCCGGAGACUCCUACCUGCCCUGCCAGCAAGCCGCAGCGCCCUCUCAGCCCCUCCGCGGCCCGGCUGGGCACUCGCAAGAGCAGGAGGCAGACUCAGAGAAGCCCCAGCUGUCCCCAGAGCCCUCGGAGGGGCACCUGCAGGCCCCGAUCAAAAAACUGCGCAAGCCCAGGACCAUCUACUCCAGUCUGCAGCUGCAGCACCUGAACCAGCGUUUCCAGCACACGCAGUACUUGGCCUUGCCGGAGAGGGCUCAGCUGGCUGCGCAGCUUGGCCUCACGCAGACCCAGGUAAAGAUCUGGUUUCAGAACAAGCGCUCCAAAUACAAGAAACUCCUGAAGCAGAACUCUGGGGGACAGGAAGGCGGCUUUUCUGGGGGGCCCACCUCCCUGUCUCCGUGUUCCCCACCCAUUCCAUCCCUGUGGGAUCUACCCAACGCAGGGCCCCUGUCCACCGGUGGCUAUGGCAACAGCUUUGGAGCCUGGUAUCAGCAUCCCUCCCCAGAUGUCCUGGCUACGCCUCAAAUGAUGUGA
Molecule: messenger RNA, 723 nt
Organism: Elephantulus edwardii (Cape elephant shrew)
Lineage: Eukaryota; Metazoa; Chordata; Mammalia; Macroscelidea; Macroscelididae
Gene: DLX4
Product: distal-less homeobox 4
Exons: 3
Coding region: 1-723 (240 amino acids)
Biological process (GO): embryo development; cell differentiation; negative regulation of transcription by RNA polymerase II
Molecular function (GO): DNA-binding transcription factor activity, RNA polymerase II-specific; RNA polymerase II cis-regulatory region sequence-specific DNA binding
Source: RefSeq, a predicted model, not a curated record